Empidonax traillii (willow flycatcher) is the source of this 3691-nucleotide messenger RNA. RefSeq names its product signal transducer and activator of transcription 6 (gene STAT6). Gene Ontology annotation, molecular function: RNA polymerase II cis-regulatory region sequence-specific DNA binding; DNA-binding transcription factor activity, RNA polymerase II-specific. The transcript is spliced from 19 exons. The record is from RefSeq and is a predicted model, not a curated record. NCBI's taxonomy places the organism in Eukaryota, Metazoa, Chordata, Aves, Passeriformes, Tyrannidae. Gene Ontology annotation, biological process: cell surface receptor signaling pathway via JAK-STAT; regulation of cell population proliferation; cytokine-mediated signaling pathway. Bases 1 to 3099 code for a protein of 1032 amino acids.
AUGCGCCCUCCAAAAGCGACCGGCGGAGCGGGGCGAUUCUGGUUCCUCCCACGCGUGGACUCCGGCCAGCGCUCCGCAGCCCUCUCCCCCUCCGGCACCGCUCUGGACUGGAGGUUGGCGGGGCCGGAAAGCCCCUUCCCGGUCCCGAAGCGCCCCGGCGGGGACCCGGCCUCCCGGGGAGUCCCGGUGCGGAGUGGCCGAGUCGCGCUCACGGGGCCGCCGGGCGCGAUUGAUGCUCGGAACGGCAGCGCGGAGAGUUCAGCGGCGCCGCGACGGGAGGAGCGGGGGGGAACGCGGGGACGCCUCCCGCGGGGCUGCGGCCCCCGGGGUUCCGGUGGCGUCCCUGCCUCAGCCCCGGCCCCGCAUCCCCCGCAGCGGCAGCCCCGGCCCCGCAUCGCCCGGUGCGCCCCGGUGGCACCGGCAGUGCGGCAGCGCCCCCUGGCGGCUCCGGUGUGGCCCUGCCCGGUGCGGUCCCUCCGAGCAAUUGGCCCGUCCGGUCCCCGCGUGGGACCCCCCGAGCAGCGCCCCCCGCCAAUCACCCCUUUCCCAGCCACGGUUCCCGUCCUCGGGCCGGUACCGGCGAGCAGGAACGGGCACAGCCCGGGACCGGCCGCGGGCUUGGACCCCGGGACGAGGACCGGGGCUCGAAUCGGGGGUGCUCUGAAAGCUGGAAAUCAGCUCCACGGUGGUUGUGGGACCCCCGAGUCGCCUUGGCCUGGUGCUGUGGGAAGGGGCUGGGGUGGGAGGGGGCAGGAACGGGGGGCACGUGUCCUGCUCCCCCCCCCCCAACACCCCACAUUUGGCUGCCCCCAGAGCACCUAUCGGCGGGACCCGCUGCGGCUGGUGGCCGUGCUGAGAGCAGUCCUGGAGGGCGAGAAGGCCGCCGUGCUCAAGCGGGAGCACCACCUGCCCCUCAGCUUCCACCGGCGGCAGGAGGAGCUGAAGUUCAGCGUGGGGCUGCAGCGGCUGCAGCACCGUGUCCGGGAGAUCCAGGCGCUCCGGGACAGCCCCGUGGGCGAGGGGAGGGCGGGGACCGGCGCUGCCCCCCAGGAGCUGCCCACCCUCAUCCUGGAGGCCGUGAAGGAGCUGGAGGUGGUCAAACAGCAGGUCCUGAAGAGGAUCCAGAUCUGGAAGAGGCAACAGCAGCUGGCGGGGAACGGGGCCGUCUUUGAGGAGAACCUGGCGCCACUGCAGAAGAGGUGCGAGGACCUGGUCGAGGUUUACUUCCAGCUGCAGCAGCAGGUGAUGGCGGCGAGCGCGGAGCUGGGGCCCGAGCUGCUGCCCCGGCUGCUGGAGCGCUUCAGCGAGGUGCUGUCCAGCCUGGUCAAGAGCUCCUUCCUGGUGGAGAAGCAGCCCCCGCAGGUGCUGAAGACCCAGACCAAGUUCCAGGCGAGCGUCCGGUUCCUGCUGGGCCCCCGGCUGAUGAAGGCAACGCCCAAGCCCUCCAUGGUGCGGGCUGACAUGGUGACAGAGAAGCAGGCGCGGGAGCUGUCGCUCAGCACCCCCAGCAACACGCCCAGCGAGAGCACGGGGGAGAUCAUGCACAACGUGGUGGCCCUGGAGACCAACCCCACCAGCGGGAUCUGCUGCGCCAACUUCAAGAAUGUGCUGCUGAAGAAGAUCAAGCGCUGCGAGCGGAAGGGCUCCGAGUCGGUGACGGAGGAGAAAUGUGCCGUCCUAUUCAGCACCACCGUGGCCUUGGCACCCAGCAACGCCUCCAUCCAGCUCCAGGUGCUGUCUCUGCCCAUCGUGGUCAUUGUCCACGGGAACCAGGACAACAACGCCAAAGCCACCGUGCUGUGGGACAACGCCUUCUCGGAGAUCGAGCGGGUGCCCUUCGUGGUGGCCGAGCGGGUGCCCUGGGAGAAGAUGUGUGACACCCUGAACCUGAAGUUCAUGGCAGAGGUGCAGACCAGCAAAGGGCUCCUCAAGGAGCACUACUUCUUCCUGGCCCAGAAGAUCUUCAACGACCACAGCGCCAGCCUCGAGGACUUCCAGAGCCGCAACGUCUCCUGGGCCCAGUUCAACAAGGAGAUCCUCCCUGGUCGGGGAUUCACCUUCUGGCAGUGGUUUGAUGGAGUCCUUGACCUCACCAAGAGAUGCCUCAAAAGCUACUGGUCAGACAGGCUCAUCAUCGGCUUCAUCAGCAAGCAGUACGUCUGCAAACUGCUGAGCACGGAGCCGGACGGGACCUUCCUGCUCCGCUUCAGCGACUCCGAGAUCGGGGGCGUCACCAUCGCCUACGUCAGCCGGGGCAAGGACGGCUCCAGCCAAGUGGAGAACAUCCAGCCCUUCUCUGCCAAGGACCUGUCCAUCCGCUCCCUCGGCGACCGCAUCCGGGACCUGGGGCAGCUCCGCAACCUGUACCCCAACACCCCCAAGGACCAGGCCUUCGGGAGCCACUACAACAAAGAGCAGACGGGCAAGGACGGCCGGGGCUACGUGUCCACUGCCAUCAAGAUGACGGUGGAAAGCGAAAGGGACCAGCAGCCCCCGAGCAGCAUGGGGGCCCCCCCUGCGCCGAUGUUCACCCUGCCCGUGCCGCAGCCCGAGCUGCGCCCCGAGAACCUGCAGCCACUGCCAGGCUCCCUCUGCCCCCCCACUCCCUUCUGCCCCCAGCCCGUCCCCCCGGGCUACCCGGAGAGCAACAUCAACGUGAUGGUCCCUGACAGCCUCACCCCCUUCCCCAGGACACCUCCAAUUCUCCCACCCUCCCUGAGUAUGGACCCAGCGCUGCCCCUCUGCCAGGACCCCACCUUCAGGACCCCUGGACCUUUCAUGCCCAACCAGUACCUGCCUGGGGAGGCCUCGCAGCUGCUGCCUGGGGGUCCCUCUCCGGAGCUGCAGGACGAGGAGAUGCCGGAGCUGCCCCCGUUCCCGGGCGUGGUGGAGGCGCCGCUGCAGAGCCCCCCGCGGUGGAUGUCGCCCAGCAUGGAGCCGCCGUCCAGCUCGGACCUGGAUCAGUUCCUGCAGGACGUGUCCCUGUUGCCCCCCUUCGCGCCCCCCCCGCAGCACAGCGAGUACCCCAAUUCCAGCCCCUCCUGCUGGGGGCUGGGGGAGGCGCGGUGGGAUGACAGCGCCCGGCCCGGGCACGCCUGAGUGGGGCUGAGCUGUGGGGAGCGGGGGGCAUCGCAGUGGGACCCCCCCCCCACUCUCGCCCAGCCUCGUCUGGCUUCGUGGAUUUUGAUACCACUCGUGCUGGGGUGGAAACUCCAGCUGGGGAGGGGGGGGCGGCUUUGGGGAAGGGGGAUUCGGGUAACCCUGGCCCCCCCUUUCCCCCCAAGCCGUGCCUUGCUGCCCACCCCCGCCGGGGUCCGCGGGUGAGGGGGUGCAGGCACAGGGGCCCCGUCCUGCGUGGGGGGCACCGGCAGCCGCACGCGGUGCCCCCAGCCCACGCCGCCGGGAUGAGUCACCGCGGGGGCGGGAGGCGGCAGCGGGAACGGCGCUGGGGCGGAGGUGCCAGCCCGGUGCCCGGCAGGGGGGGGACACCAGGACCCCCACGGAGGGGGACGCGGCCCCCUCGCACCCCCACGGUCAGCGCUUGCUUUGGGGUUUUGAGCCGUCCACCAACCCCCCCCACCCCCCCAGGCUGGAGCGGGCUGGGGGACAGGGGGGGGGCGGGCAGGAAGGUAAGCCAUAAAAUAAAGUUUUAUUCCAAAAUAACAAAAUAAAUAAUCUACUGUACACGGUA